AUGUGCACUGACGAUUCGGACGAGUUCCCAACCGAUACUCAUCGUGUGGUCCAAGCGAGCUGGGAAACUCUCAAAUGUGCGUUAUCUCUGCUUGCAUUGACAAGGAUAUGGAAAAACGAAGGUGUUACUGACGAUAAUAGGUUAAGUACAACAUAUGACGAAGUUAAAGUCUUUCCCAUCCCUGCUGCAUUGUACCUUUUCAAGAAUCUGUUACAGGUGGGCUUUCGUUAG
Molecule: messenger RNA, 231 nt
Organism: Microthlaspi erraticum
Lineage: Eukaryota; Viridiplantae; Streptophyta; Magnoliopsida; Brassicales; Brassicaceae
Source: the annotation of a GenBank genome assembly